CCUCCACAUGGUUCACUUCAUGGCACACGCAAUAAACAGCAGUCCUCUCGCGAAGAUGCCUGGCUCAAAUCAAAUCAAAUGCAAUAGACAUCUCGCUCGUGUGUAUAUAAAGGUCGGCGCUGGCCUUCAAGUUCUCCCAUCCAUUGCCAUCCAUCUCUACUCUCUAGUGUGAGCAGCAAUGGGGUUCAUUCACAAGGGUGGGGUUUGGUGGUUCCUCCUGCUCGCCGGGGUGCUGCUGGCUGCGGCGGCGGCAGCAGGCGCGGAGCAGGACGAUGGGGCGGUAGCCACUGCUGUCCCGGAGGUGGAGGAGGCGGAUGAGGCCCGUCUGCGCGUCGAUGAUCCGGAGGAGAACGACUCGUGCGACCUCAAGUGCCAACACCACCAAGUUCCGGCGAGGAAAAAGCAGUGCGUCGACGAGUGCCACAGCCGGGAGCAUCACCACCCCAGCAGAGCAACCACCCAAACCUACGUCCUCCAAGCGGGGCACCAGUCCGGGUGGUGCGAGGCACACAGAGCGGUUCCCUUGCGGGCGGUUGGACCUGAGCAGCGGCACGACGUUGUAGGUAUCGGGUGGGAGUACAUCAGCGGCAGCCUGGUGGAGACCAAGAAGACGACGAGCGGCGAGCAUGCCGGCCACGGAGGCGAGCUCGACGCACUGAAGCAGUAA
Triticum aestivum (bread wheat) is the source of this 667-nucleotide messenger RNA. Its product is annotated as antimicrobial peptides-like. Bases 179 to 667 code for a protein of 162 amino acids. The transcript is spliced from 2 exons. NCBI's taxonomy places the organism in Eukaryota, Viridiplantae, Streptophyta, Magnoliopsida, Poales, Poaceae. The record is from RefSeq and is a predicted model, not a curated record. Gene Ontology annotation, biological process: defense response to fungus.